AUGCAGGUGCACACGUGCGGUGCGACGGCAGCCGAUUCUUCGGCUUUUGCUGCUGCUCCUUCUGGUGACGAUGUAUUGGCUAAGGAGUGGCAGCAAGAGGAAGAUCAGACACUUCAGAACAGCAGUAGCGCCGCUGCGCGGUGCGCAGUGCUUACCGUUCUUCAUCUGCUCCGUCUGUGGGCUCUCAGGCAGACUGCAGCAAAGCCGUUUGCCGCUGUUGCAGUGGCUGCUGCUCGUGUGGCAGCGUCUUCGUGCUUACUGCUGCCCGAAACGCUCACCGGAAAGCUGCAAACUGUGCUGCAUGGCUUGUCAGUGCUGUAUACCGAGCGCUUCGCAGCAGUUGCAGCGCCUCCCGCAGUGGUGGAAGGUGCAGCGCAGCAGCAAGACCACGUGGAUCCCCACGCGGCUCAACUUGUUCUCUGGCAGCGUCGAGUUGGCUCCGUUCUACUGCUGCCGCUGCUGCUGCAGCACAAGGUUCUCCCUGAGCUGCCACAGCAAGAGCUGGAUGUACUGAGAUACCACAGCACGUCUUUCCGCUCAUGUAGUCACCUGCUACUCGAUAGGACGCCUAUCACCCAGCAGCAGCAAGAACGGACUCCCACUAAGCGUCAUCAGCAGCCGCAGCUGCAGCAGCAACAGCAACAACAACAGGAGCAGCCUGCGGUCCCCCGCUUCUUCGGCAGUUCUAUCCUCCUCAGUUUCAACUACAUUGCUGGAACCAACAGCAACCUACGAUUGCGUUUAGCGGCUCUCUCAGGUUUGCGGCAGCUCCUUCGACCCCUGCUGCAGCUGUUAGCUGCAAUCAGAAGGGAACGUGCUGCAUUGCAGCAGAAGCGACACCUUCAGAAACAUGACGCCAGCCCUCUGGUGACUCCAAAAGAACUCGAAAAGGCCUUGGCUACUGUGGCUGACGUUCUCGAAGCCUUGCUUCUGCAGUGGGCUGCCAUGCUUAUCCAGUCGCUCACACUGUGUGCUACACUGGAGCAGCCGCAGUGCCUGUGCAGCUGCCUAAGCAACCUGAGCAGCAAGGGGGAUGUACAACACGCACUGACCUCAAUGAGGCCUCUGUGCGAUGCCUUGUUGCUGCAACUCGCUGCUGCCGUCGGUGUGGAACCCCUACAAGAGCCGUUGAUGCAGCGGCUGCAAGCGCUGCUGCACGACAGUGGACAGCUUCUGCAGUACGUGGCUCAGCCUGAAGCAGCAGCAGCAGCUAUACAAGCAAGGGCGUCGGCGCAGAUGCUGGAGGCAGAUGCCAUUCUGUGGCUCCUGCUACAGCUCGUUGCUCAUCACGAUGCCCGCCCCCAUGUUAUUCCCCCCGUGCUGGAGCAGGCAGCAUCGCAGUUGUUGCUACAGCCGAGUUGUUGUCAGGUGCAUCAACAGCAACGGGAAGAGCAGCAACGCCGUCCACAACAGCAAAUUUGUGCUGAAUGCGGAGUGACUCCCUUUGCUGCCUCUUCUUGGGGUACACGCGCCUCCUUUGCUGGCGCUUUAGUGGCAUUUCUCGCAGCUGCGAGGCAACCUGCUGCCGCAGCAGGAGCCAGCCCAGCAGAAGCGGAUCGUCCCUUUCGCUAUCUGCAGCUCGUGGCAGGAUGGACAGCUGCCUUAGGGAAGCCACCCUUGGGCUUGGUGCUUUUCCGGCGAAUGUCUUUCGCCGUGCUGCAGCUUUUGCUGUCUGUCGAGAUGCAUCUGCAACAUCACGCAGCAGCCGUAGACAGGAUCUGCGCGGAUGCAGCAGCAAUGGCGAGAGCAGCGACAGCAGCAGCAACAGUCUUGAAAGCAGGCACGUCUGUUCUGUCUUCGCAGCUGCAGGAGUUGCCGCAGCUGACCCCUGCCGCUGCAGUGAUGCCUCCAAGCUGCUGCUUGCUCUCGGUGAUGCGCACCUCGUUUUCAAGCGUGGCGCAGUUAUUUCGGCUGCAGCAAGUGCUGAAAGUACGUCUCAUUCAACGCCAGCAUAUGACAGACACCCCUUCAGGAUGCUCUCAUGAAAUGCCUGAUCUGGCAACGGUGACAACGGCAGGAGAAGAUCUCGUUGCUUCCUGCAAACGAUAUUUAAGCCAAGACUUUUUCGCUGCGCUGACAAACAGCCCGCCGACUGCUCCCAGAGAUGCAGUGAGAGCUGCUGCUGCUGCUGCUGCUCUUCCUCCAGUGGGGCUGUCUGUACACCUCACUGCGAAGCAGAAGGCGGUGGCUGUGCGGCAGUUCUUGCUGGUUGCUGCCUUUUCGUCCAGCAUUGCGAGCCAGCUGCAGCAGCGACAGCUGGACAGUGGUGUGCAGCAACAGCAGCAACACCAGCAGCCACAGCAACAGCAGCACGAGGCGCCUCUGCCCCCGCGUGAUGUUUUGUCCCUUCGUGGCUUUGCGGUCGUGCUGCAAGAGAAGGCACAGACGCUACAAAACUUGCUGCUGCACUCACCAGAUGCCAGCCCAGGCAACAAAAACAGCAGCAGCAGCAACGAUGUGUCUGCACUGGUGCUUGGGAUCUUAGAGGAAUGUGGCGCUGCUAUAUGUGCCACUGCACCGCUAAGCCGUUAUCACGUGCAAGAAGCCCGUGAUCUGCUUAUUCAGUUGCUGAUGCUGCUGUCUCCUCUAUGCAGCUGCUACCAGCCAAAGCAGCGUAGCAGACAGGAGGCACACUCCCACGUCUCGAGUUGCAGCAGCAGCAGCAGCAAUACGGCAGAAGGCAGCAAUGACAGCGGCAAUGGCGGCGGUAGCUGCGCAAAUGGCAGGGAAUGCGGCCUGUUGCAGCUGCAGACACACAAGUGGAUAUCUCGAGUGCUGCUGCCACUGGUAUGCUGUCUCUCCACCUCGCAACAGCACUCAGAGGAAGCACUGGCAGUGGUGCUGCAGCUGCUGCUGCUGCUUCUUCAGCACGCACUUGCAAGCUGUCCCUUUAUUGCGUCACAAGAGGCAGCGAGUGAGCGCCGACGGCCUUCUAAGAGAGUGCAAGGAGUCGCGUCUGGUGGAGUGGUAUCCAUGAAGAAGGGCAGCAGCAGCAGCCGUGGCAGCAGUGGCAGUACAGCACUACCCACAGCGUCGGCAGCAGUAACAGCCAUUCAGGCAACUUGUAUUGGGGGAAAUCCCUCCGUGAGUGCUGCGGUGCUAAAGCUCCUUAGCAAGCAGCACCAGCUGCUGGUUGCCCUCUUCCAGUGCCUCUCCACCUGCUUGCGUCUACCCUUGCCUUGCCUGUUUUUACUGCGGCAGCAACAAAGCCAGAUGCUACUGCAGCAGCUGUUGCUGCUCACUCUGCAAUACAUCCUCCCCGCAGCAAUACGCCUUGCGAAGCACGAGGACAGCUCAGCAGCAGGAGUGCCUGCAGACGCCUCGGCGGGAAAAAACAGUGCGUGGUCGCAUGCACUGCUACAAGCAGCGCUGCAAUUCGUGUUAUCUCUGUCACGAGUCUCCAGAGGAGAGCUUGGCGUCCGUGGCAGUGGAAAUGCUCCGGCAGCAGCAAAAGCUGCAACAGUCGGUACGGCGACUGCAGAGGAACUACCGAAUCCGCAUGCCUCGGAGCGAUCAGCAGAAGAAUGCGAGUCACUCUAUCACGCCUUUCAGCGCGUGCUGCGGUACUGUGCUGCGGCUGCAACACGGCUGCUGCAGAAGCAGUGCGAGUAUUCGCUGACGCUUCUGCUAGAAACCUACGCGCUGCAGCAGCUGGGGUUCUGGAUGCCUGCCCCCUGUAGCGGCUUUGCAGCCGUGGCUGCAGCAGACGAUGGCAGCGUGUUAACCGCAGCGGCGCUUGAGGCUGCCUCCGGAGCUACACAGCAGACUGCGGUGAAAGAGGAACUAGGAGAUUUAGCGGCCCCCCUGCAGCAGAAGCUCCAACCGCAGCUGCAGCAUUUGCAGCAGCAGGAGCUCUGGAAGCAGCUUGGUCAAAGGGCUCACCAAAAAGCGACGUGCACGGAGCUGCUUCUGCACUGGGCAGCAGCUCUCCUGUGGGGAGAUGGGGGGUUCUGUCGCAGCAGCAGUAUUUCCUCGUGCAGCGGCCAAAUUCUGGCGAUGCAGGCUGCUCUGCAGCAGCAGCAGCAUCUGAGCAUUAUCACGUAUGGAAAGAGCAGCAAGGAGCUGCAGGCCCCGAUGCAUGCAGGAGCCGCUGCUGCAUGGCGGAGUGCAGAAAAAGUAUGCUGGCAGCUCUUGGGAACGCUGUUGCUGCCUGCUGCAGCGACAGGAGGAGAACUGCCUUCCGUAUUGGGUCUUGACACCAAUAUACUCCCUCCCUGUGGAGCAGAUACACCCGUUUCCAGCAGCAGCAGCACAACUGGCAAAAACUUGAGAAACGGUUGCAAGUCUGAAGCCGCCAGCAUGGCGCCCAUCGCUGCCGUCCCCUCUCUCGAGGUGUCGGACUCCUGGAAGAUUAUUGCGACUUUGCACAUGUUCCUAGGUGUUUCGCUGCCUGCGGGAGCUACUGCAGUUGCGGCUGCAGUUUGCGGCAGCAGCUGCAGCCGCAGGUGUACUGGCAACUUGGCAGCACCCCAAGAUGCAGCAGAUGUCAAAGCGAGCAGCAGCAGCAGCAGCAGCAGCAGCAGCAGCUUCUGCGUCUGUUGUGGCGUGCAGCUCGUCGGUGGGAGCUGCUGUCGCAGGUUACGAAGAGGGGUGGGGCCUCCUCUGUGUCCAUGGAUAUCGGUGUUUCGGCACUCAGAAUCCGUAUCGCAACAGCAGGAGCAGCAGCAGCAGCAGCAGCAGCAGCAGCCCAUCUGCUGUUGUUGUGCUGGGGUUGUCUGGUACGCUCGCCUUCUUGUCAGGACAGCUGCUGCGUAUCCAUCGGCAAUAGGCUGUCUCUCUAGCAGCAGCAGUGCACGUGGUGUCCAUACACCCCUGGGCCCUUAUUGGGUUGGCCACAACUACAGCAGCAGCUCGGCAGCGACGCAGCAAGAGCCCUCCGCAGUGGCUGCCUUGCAUGCACCCCCUUUGUUGUUGCUCCAUCCGUUCCAGGAGUUGUUAGGACUUGCGUGUUACGAGCAGCAGGCGUCGCUGUUGCAGCAGCAACAGCAGCAGCAACAGCCGAGCGCGGUAGCCCAGCAGCAGCAGCAGCAGCAGCAGCAGCAGCAGUUGCAGCAGACGGCGUCUCUGCAAUUCUUCCAGCAGCAGAUGCCGCUGCAGUUGCAAGUGCUCCCCACAGCAGCUUUACCACCCAUCAUUUUGGCAGCGGAAGAAGUCGCACAGCAGCUGCACUUCGUGGUGACUGAGCAGCUGCGACUGCUGCUUCGGCAAGGCCCCCUUUUGCUGGCGCUACUUCGCACACGAGUUGCUGCCAGUGAUCUGUUGCGACUUGCUGCUGCUCUACAACAGCACGACUGGAUAGAACAACAGGCAGUGUACUACUGCGACGACACGGCUGCAGCAGCAGCUCUGUCUCACAAGCAACGUUUGCUUCUCCAGCUGGAGAUGGCGCGUCAAAAGGGAGACUCCUUGCAGCUCCUCGAGUUCUUAGCGCCUCCAACCCCAGUAACCGUCGCCCUGCCCUCGCCUUCCGGAAGCCGUGCCGUCCCUCGCCUCGGGGGUGCAGCUGCAGCAGCAGCAGAAGCUGCUGCUGCUGCUGCGGGAGCAACUGGUGAGUCGGCUGUCGAGACACCCAGCAAGCUUAGGCCAGGACUUGCUGGCAACAUCGCGGCUCAGAGGACUAGGUGCAAGACCACCCGGCGAAGCGUCAGGCCCAGUCAUAGCUAG
Cyclospora cayetanensis is the source of this 5664-nucleotide messenger RNA. RefSeq lists its product as uncharacterized. The record is from RefSeq and is a predicted model, not a curated record. Bases 1 to 5664 code for a protein of 1887 amino acids. The transcript is spliced from 3 exons. Lineage: Eukaryota; Apicomplexa; Conoidasida; Eucoccidiorida; Eimeriidae.